CCGGAAGUUGUGCGUGGGAGAGACAAGACAGAGCGGUAACACGGCGGACUUUUUGGAAUGUACAACUUGUCUACUGCUGGUUUACGAGGCGUACACGUUUUCACGGUGCUCCAUGAUUGUAAGAGGAAUAAAAGAAUUGUGUACAUCAGUACGAAGCGUGGAUUCAUUCGACCCGAGUAGAUACACGUGUUUGAAAUUUUAAUCAGAUCACAAAAUCAUCACCGCUGUGUCUGGACAGGACGUCACUCUGACAUGUCGAGCUCAAGCCCACAUCGUCAUAGUUGUAGAGUGGAGCAGAACUGUCCUGGAAAAUGAAGAACUUGUCCUUUUAUAUCAGCAUGGACGACUUGUUCCACAUUAUGGAUAGAAAAAAUGUUUGCUUCGGUGAACCAAAAAUUACUAUUCAUCUGUGGUGAUUUUAAUAUUGAUUUGCUAAACCCAACAAGGUUAAAAGCCAUUGAUGACUUUACUGACACGAUGUACAGCUUAUCACUAUAUCCAACAAUAACAAAGCCAAGCAGAAUAACAUCACAUAGCGCCACUAUUAUUGACAACAUUUUUACUAAUGUCAUGGAUUUCCAAAUUAAUAGUGGCCUGCUUGUCUGUGAUAUAACUGACCACUUACCAGUUUUUACUUUGUGUGACUGUGAUUUUAAAAAAAUAGAUACCAAGAUUACGAUAGCAAAACGAACAAUAAAUGAAGAAGCAAUUCAUGCCUUCAAUUUCGAUUUAGCACAACAAGAUUGGAGUUCGGUGUAUGAAGAGUCAGAUGUGGACAAGGCUUAUGACAAUUUCCUAGAUAUUUUCACUAUGUUGUACAAUAAACAUUGUCCUGUAAACGAACACAGGACAAAGAAAAAAAAGAUAAAAAGUCCUUGGCUCACAAAAGGAAUAAUCAAUGCUUGCAAAAAGAAAAACAAUCUGUAUAAACAGUUCAUCAAAGUAAAAACAAAAGAAGUGGAACAAAGAUAUAAAGCAUACAGAAAUAAAUUGACUGAUAUUAUAAGAACAAGUAAACAACUUUAUUAUAGAAGAAGAUUAUAUGAAAAUAAAAACAAUAUAAAAGGAACUUGGGAUGUGUUAAAUAACUUAAUUAAACAAGGAUCUUCUGGAACAUCAUAUCCUGAAUAUUUCAUUGAUGCAAAUGAUGAAAAUCAUAACAUGAGUAACAUUGUUGAUGGGUUCAAUAAAUUUUUUGUAAAUGUUGGCCCUGAACUAGCAGCGGACAUCCCGUGUCAAAAAAAUGAAAAUAUCAGUAAUAUAAAAUCAAAUCCUUUUUCACUGUUCCUCUCAGCUACUAAUGAGCAAGAAGUAAUAAAUAUCACAUUAAAAUGUAAAAGUAAGUCUUCAAUGGAUUAUCACGACAUAAAUAUGUCUGUAGUUAAACAGGUUAUUCUGAAUAUUGCUAGUCUCUUAACAUAUGUCUGUAAUUUAUCAUUUCAGUCCGGUUGUUUUCCAAAAAAAAUGAAAAUUGCGAAAGUAAUAUCACUAUACAAAAGUAAUGAUAAACACAGUUUUACCAAUUAUAGGCCUAUUUCUCUACUGCCUCAAUUCUCAAAAAUUUUAGAAAAACUUUUAAUUCAAGAUUAG
Messenger RNA from Oreochromis aureus, 1590 nucleotides. RefSeq lists its product as uncharacterized. The transcript is spliced from 3 exons. The record is from RefSeq and is a predicted model, not a curated record. NCBI's taxonomy places the organism in Eukaryota, Metazoa, Chordata, Actinopteri, Cichliformes, Cichlidae. The coding region runs from base 373 to 1590 and encodes 405 amino acids.